Messenger RNA from Dryobates pubescens (Downy woodpecker), 758 nucleotides. Its product is annotated as glutathione S-transferase theta-1-like. Gene Ontology annotation, cellular component: cytoplasm. Gene Ontology annotation, molecular function: glutathione transferase activity. Gene Ontology annotation, biological process: glutathione metabolic process. NCBI's taxonomy places the organism in Eukaryota, Metazoa, Chordata, Aves, Piciformes, Picidae. Bases 23 to 742 code for a protein of 239 amino acids. The transcript is spliced from 5 exons. The record is from RefSeq and is a predicted model, not a curated record.
GCACCAGCUAAGCAGCGGCAGGAUGGGGCUGGAGCUGUACCUGGACCUGAUCUCACAGCCCUGCCGUGCCGUCUACAUCUUCGCGCGCAGCAACAACAUCCCCUUCGAGUUCAAACAUGUGGAGCUGCUGAAGGGACAGCAAAGGACAGAGGAGUUCCGGAAGGUGAACCUGCUGAUGACAGUCCCUGCGCUAAAGGAUGAUUCUUUCACCUUGGCAGAGAGCAUUGCCAUCUUCCUGUACCUGGCCCGGAAAUUCAAGACUCCUGACCACUGGUACCCAGCUGACCUGCAGAAGAGGGCUCGGGUUGAUGAGUACAUGGCCUGGCAGCACACCACCAUUCAUGCAAAGGCAGGCAUCAUCCUGGUACAGAAGAUGCUGACACUUAUCAUCACCGGCAAGCCAGUUCCUGCAGAGAAAAUGCAAAGUUUAAUUGAGGAGCUGAAUGUGGUCCUCAGCCAGUUUGAGGAGAAGUUCUUGCAGGACAAGCCCUUCAUCGCUGGCACCGAGGUCUCCCUGGCAGACCUUCUGGCUCUGGAGGACUUGGUGCAGCCUCUAAGUGCUGGCCACGACCCCUUUGAGGGGAGGCCAAAGCUGGCAGAGUGGCGCCAGAGGGUGGAAGGGGCAGUGGGGAAGCAGCUCUGCCAGGAAGCUCAUCAGGUGCUGCUGAACUCCAGCAACCCCUCUGCUGAUAAGCUCCCACCUGAGGUGCUGGAGCAUUUGAAGAAGAAGUACCUGCAGUAGGACACCUAGGAUUAAA